GGGGGGGAUCUGCUGCCCGGUCCGAGGGAUCGCCGAGGCCGUGAGACGGGCUCGCUGCUCGAGCCAUGAUGGGCACCAAGUCGCAAGGCUCGCAGCCCCGGCACCAGGAGGCAGAGCACAAGAAACUCGCCCUGAAAGCCUUCAAGAAAGUGGGCUUGCUUGAGGAUGAAGAUGUGAAAUUCAUGCUUAAAGGCAGCAAGUUACAAAAAUUAAAAUCAAGGCGAUGGAAGAAGGAUCGAAGGAUGAAGCUGCAGGAUGAUUGCCUUUCCAUCUGGUGCGAGUCAAAAUCCAGGAGCAAGCCACCAACCUUCUCGGUGAUGGAUAUCCGGGAAAUCCAAGUGGGUCACCAGUCGACGGUGAUGAAGAAACACGGCAACAGCUUCUCGGAGAAACGUUGCUUCACCAUCGUGUUCGCGGGCAGCCGGAGCAGCCUGGACCUGGUGGCGGCCUCAGAGGAGGAAGGGCGGUGCUGGGUGCGGGGGCUCCAGAAACUCCGCAAGAAGGCAGAAACCAUGAGCCAGCGAGAGAAAAUUCAUCAUUGGAUCCAUGAACAUCUCCGGAAUGCUGACGAAAACAACGACAACAAAAUGAGCUUUCGAGAGAUUAAGAGCCUGUUGAAGAUGAUCAACAUUGAGACGGAUGAUGAAUAUGCCUACCAGGUCUUCAAGCAAUGCGACAGAUCAAAAACAAACAAACUGGAAGAAAGUGAGAUCGAGGACUUCUGCAAAUUCCUAAUGCAACGGCCAGAGCUGGAGCAAAUCUUCAGCUAUUACUCGGGAGAAGACCAGAUCCUGACUGUCAGGGAGCUGAAGAAAUUCCUUAAGGAGCAAAAGGAAAUUGCCACUGAUGAAAAUGCAGUCUUGAUUAUACAAAAGUUUGAGUUGAAUGACACAGCCAAGAAGAACCUGCUGUUUACCCAAGAUGGCUUCAUGAUGUACUUGUUGUCUGCAGAAGGGGAUAUAUUUAACCGCGACCAUGACCAAGUCUACCAGGACAUGAGCCAGCCACUCAGCCACUACUUCAUCUCCUCCUCGCAUAACACCUAUCUGAUGGAGGACCAGCUGGGAGGACCAAGCAGUACUGAGGCCUAUAUCAGAGCUCUCCUGAGGGGCUGUCGCUGUGUGGAGUUAGACUGUUGGGAGGGGCAAAAUGGAGAGCCUAUCAUCUACCAUGGAUACACCCUCACCUCCAAAAUCCUCUUCAAGGACGUCAUUACAACCAUCAGGGAUUACGCCUUCACGGUCUCUCCGUAUCCCGUCAUCCUGUCCCUGGAGAAUCACUGUGGCAAGGAGCAGCAGACGGUCAUGGCCCGGCAUUUGAAGGACAUCCUCGGCAACAUGCUGGUCACCGCCCUGAUUGAUGAUGAAGUCCCAAAGGAGCUUCCCUCACCCGAGGCACUCAAAGCCAAAGUCCUGAUCAAAGGGAAGAAAUUUGAAGAUUCCGGGACCACAGCUGAACGAGAGGAAGAAGAAGACGAUUGUGAAGAUGAGAAUGUAAAAAAUGGAGAGAAAAAUAAAAAGGAGGCGGUCGGGGAGCUAUCAGAGGAGUUAAUGGACCUGGUGGUCUAUUGCAAGGCUGUCCAUUUUAAUGGCUUCCAACACGCCUGGAGUAAGGACUGUGUCUGCGAGCUCUCAUCCUUCUCUGAAAACAAAGCAAAGAAACUUAUCACUGAGUCGGGGAGUCUCUUUGUACGAUACAACACUAAGCAGCUGUCGAGGAUUUAUCCCACAGGCUCCAGGGUCGACUCUUCCAACUACAACCCCCAGGAGAUGUGGAAUGCUGGAUGCCAACUAGUGGCCCUGAAUUUCCAGAAGUCCGGAAUGGAGAUGGAUCUAAACAAAGGGAAAUUUCGACAGAAUGGUCGGUCUGGUUAUAUCCUGAAGCCCAGCUUCAUGAGGAACAAAUCUAAUCUGUUUGACCCUGCAAGACCAAGAAACGGAGCAGGACUCAAUAAGACGCAGCUGAUCAUUGAUGUUAUUACAGCUCAGCAACUCCCCAAAGUGAAUAAGGAUAAGAAGAACUCUAUAGUGGACCCCCUGGUGCGUGUGGAAGUGCAUGGUGUUCCUGAAGACAACGCCACAAAGAGGACAAGAUAUAUUGAAAAUAAUGGUUUUAACCCAGUGUGGAAUGAAGUACUCAAGUUUACAAUCAGUGUUCCUGAACAGGCGCUGAUCCGAAUCGUGGUCGAAGAUUACGACUCGUCAUCCAGCAAUGACUUUAUCGGGCAGUUCACACUCCCCUUCACCAGUGUGAAAGAAGGUUACCGACACAUCCACCUGCUGGCCAGGGACUCCGCUCCCCUCUCACCUGCCACCCUCUUUGUUCGGGUCAGGAUUAAGAGCGUGUAGUGAGGAGCGAGCUGUCAGUGUGACUGUGCAAGUGGAGACGUUGAUGCACCCACCGUCCUCCUGCGGCGAGCAGCAGCUGGUGGGGCCGUGGAGCCCAUUAUGUUGUGUAACUUUGCACCUUUAACAAUGCCGCACCAUAACACAGAUAACACAGUGAGCACAAAGCUCGGCCGCGUUCACUGGGAAGUCAGGCAGCUUUGCUCUGCACCAUCGCCACCCCCAGCCUGACCACGGGCCUGCUGUUGGACCUAGAUACCGCUCACCUACAGUGAAAACUGAAUCUAAAACCUUUUACAGAGCUUCACCUUAAUCCAGGAACAUUCACCGUCGAGAAUAGUACCUGAUCUUCCCCAGGCUGGGGUUUAGGCCCAUGGACUCUUACUGUGCCGUUGACUCACACAAUAAUCCCAGCUCAGCUGAGUCAUGUGCAAUGCACCUGCAUAACACUGCUGGUUAGAACAAGUACCAGGAGUUUCCUGGAGGUGUACUUACAUAUAAAAUAAUGUACAUUUUACAGAG
Messenger RNA from Leucoraja erinaceus (little skate), 2867 nucleotides. Its product is annotated as 1-phosphatidylinositol 4,5-bisphosphate phosphodiesterase delta-3-like. Gene Ontology annotation, biological process: intracellular signal transduction; lipid metabolic process. Gene Ontology annotation, molecular function: calcium ion binding; phosphatidylinositol-4,5-bisphosphate phospholipase C activity. Lineage: Eukaryota; Metazoa; Chordata; Chondrichthyes; Rajiformes; Rajidae. The record is from RefSeq and is a predicted model, not a curated record.